Messenger RNA from Diatraea saccharalis (sugarcane borer), 2154 nucleotides. The record is from the annotation of a GenBank genome assembly. Lineage: Eukaryota; Metazoa; Arthropoda; Insecta; Lepidoptera; Crambidae.
AUACAUUGCCAACAUUCCGUUUAUCUGUGAAGCCAGCUACCGAAUAAGAUUAUUGUUCUGUCCAGUCGUCUCGUUAGAUCUGCCAUAUGUACGUAGAUAUUUAUUAGAUAAGUAGUGUAGGUCGACAUCUACAAGCGUGGGGCGCCAAGAUGCCUCUAUUUGGUAAGAAAGAUUUUGGAAGAAAAUCUAAAAAGGAUGCACGGGAAUCGGAGAAGCAACCAUCAAUCGAGGACAAAUAUACUGUCAAGGAUUUGCUAGGCACUGGUGCUUUUUCUGAGGUGCGAUUGAUAGAAAGCAAAGAAAACGGCCAGCUGUUCGCAUGCAAGAUUAUCGAUAAAAAAGCUUUAAAAGGAAAAGAAGACUCCUUGGAGAAUGAAAUUAGAGUAUUGAAAAGAUUUAGUGAACAAGCAAAAGGUGAAGGUGGUGAGAAAAAAAUGUUUUCCCAUCCAAAUAUUGUCCAGCUGUUGGAGACCUAUGAGGAUAAAAAUAAAGUGUACCUUGUAAUGGAACUAGUGACAGGCGGAGAAUUAUUUGAUAGAAUCGUCGAAAAAGGUUCCUAUACUGAAAAGGAUGCUUCAAAUCUGAUUAGACAAGUGUUGGAAGCUGUUGAUUAUAUGCAUUCUCAGGGUGUAGUUCAUAGAGAUUUAAAACCAGAGAAUCUCUUGUACUAUAGUCCAGAUGAGGAUAGCAAAAUAAUGAUCAGUGACUUUGGUUUAUCAAAGAUAGAAGACUCUGGUAUUAUGGCUACAGCCUGUGGUACACCAGGAUAUGUUGCUCCAGAAGUGCUGGCACAGAAACCAUAUGGAAAGGCAGUUGAUGUGUGGAGUAUAGGAGUGAUUUCCUACAUAUUGUUGUGUGGAUAUCCUCCAUUCUAUGAUGAAAAUGAUGCAAAUUUAUUUGCACAGAUAUUGAAAGGAGAUUUUGAAUUUGAUUCGCCUUAUUGGGAUGAUAUUAGUGAUUCGGCAAAAGACUUCAUUCGACAUUUGAUGUGUGUAGAUGUGGAUAAGAGGUAUACUUGCAAGCAAGCAUUGGCACACCCUUGGAUUUCUGGAAAUGCAGCCAGCAACAAGAAUAUUCAUGGUACUGUAUCUGAGCAGCUCAAGAAAAACUUUGCCAAGUCUCGCUGGAAACAGGCAUACCAUGCUACAACAGUUAUUCGGCAAAUGCAGAAAAUGGCAUUAAACAGCAGCAGCUCGAGUCGAGCUUCACAGUCACAGUCCAAACAAUAGCUGUGUUAUUUUAAAAUACUUUACCCUACCGAUAUAUUAACAUCUGCUUGAAAAGGUACUUAAUAUAUAAUUACUCAUUGAAUUUACAGCAUAUUGAGAUUUUAGUUAUGCUCACAUUGUCAUUGAUAUGUCUGUGGCACUUAUUAAAUUGGUAGACGUGCCAUAGUAAUUGAUGUUCAUUGUCCAAUCUGUUGCUAACAGACAAGCCAGAGAUUUGUGUCAUCGCUAUAUAUAUUAUUACCGCUUGAAACUUUAAUUGGAGAAUUGCUUAUAAAACUAAUUACUAAGUGUAUUUAGGUAAUGGAAAUCAACGAACUGUUAUAAGACAUUAUACCUAGUCAUCUUAUGAUUUCUUAUUACUGUGAAUAAAAAAAAUACCUAUGACUUGUUAAAAAAUGUACCUUAUAAUAUUAAUUCUUGUUCUCUCUUGCUUAGUUUACUUCGCUUCUAAUAUCUCUGAAAAUAAUAAUAAUUUACUUCCUUAGGAGUGAUUUUGAAUCUCGUUUUAAACUCUAUGACAAUUUUUUCAAAUUAUUAUGAACUGUUGAUUCUAUGUAACUCUGUAUUAUAUGUAUAAUAUCAAUUGUUCUACAUGAAAUGACAUGUUCAUGACAUGUUCCUCAUAACUAUCCUUAAAAUUCAAAGUUUAUAGUAAAAUAGGUUAUAAAUGUUCUUUUAAAUAAUUUAAAGAUACUGACUAAUAUAUUUAGGUAGGGUGAUAAUCACUUACAUAAUAUACUUAACUGUAAGAUCUGUUGCAAAUUAUAAGAAAUAAUAAAUGAUGAAUCUAAUAAAUACAAUAUAAUGCGUUUAAACAAUACAUUAGCUUUGAGACAGCAAAUUAGAUACUUUGCAAUCAAUGUGUACAUUUUAAAUCAUCAAUAUGGGCAUUAAAUAUAAUCGACUGGUAUCAUGUUAUAAGUAU